GUACCGAACACCUGGUUAAAGAUGCGGCUGAACAUAUGAAGUCAAUGACGUAAGCGCUGGUAGGAAAGCCCAGAGAUAUUCUGCGCGAGUCUCGCAUCUUGUGCAAUUUUUUGGUUCACCAAGCUUACACUUCCUACAAUCCAUUAUGAGUCCCCAAGCUUCUUUCACAGACAAGCUCGCCCUAGGCGAGGCAAAGAGAGGUGAGAACAAGCGCAGAGUCAUCGUCACCGGUGGAAGCGGCAAGCUUGGUCGCUCAACAGUCAGAUACCUUGCCGAUGAGGGCUGGGAGGUCAUUUCAGUCGACACUCGUCGUCCUCCUGGUAUCAGCGAGGAUGGCAAGUCUGGUCUUGGUGGCGCAUACCGCCUAGUGGAGAUUGACCUCGAGGACAUGGGAGCGGUGCUGGAGACUUUCCUUACCACCGAUAUGGCAUACAGUGGCAUUGAUGCCGUAGUCCACCUAGCAGCUAUCCCUUCUCCCGGCCAGACGAACAGCUCGCGUCAAUUCCGUACCAACACCAUGAGCACAUACAACGUCCUAGAAGCCUGCCGCAAGCUCAAAAUCAAGAACGUCGUCCUCGCCUCAUCUGAGACACUCAUCGGCAUUCCUUUCGACCCUCAUCAGCCUGAGUCGCUGCCCAUCACGGAAGAGCACGAGAGAAGGCCAGAAUCAGCAUACUCAUUGUCAAAGCUGGUUGGCGAGACAAUGGCCGAGCAGUAUGCAAGAUGGGACCCUGAAGUCAAGAUCAUCUCGCUGCGGUUCAGCAACGUUAUGCUGCCAGAAGAGUACAAGACUUUCGAGGCAUGGCAGGACGACCCGACGAAGCGCUACUGGAAUUGCUGGGGCUACAUCGAUGCAAGGGAUGGUGGUCAGGCGGUGUCUAAGUCGCUGGACAGCAAGACUAAGGGUCACCACCAGUACUUGAUCGCUGCGGAAGACACUUGCAUGAGGCAAUCGAACGAUGAGCUUGUCAAGAAGGCCUUCCCUGGCGUCAAGUACAAUCCUACUUCUGGUCCCAACGAUACUCUGCUCUCGAUUGACAAAGCAAAGAAGGAACUUGGUUUCAAGCCCGCGUUCAAGUGGCAGGAUCAACUGUAGAAGUGUAGUACGACAUUGGUUAUUGGUAUGAUGCAGGUC
Molecule: messenger RNA, 1135 nt
Organism: Paraphaeosphaeria sporulosa
Lineage: Eukaryota; Fungi; Ascomycota; Dothideomycetes; Pleosporales; Didymosphaeriaceae
Product: NAD(P)-binding protein
Exons: 2
Coding region: 146-1096 (316 amino acids)
Source: RefSeq, a predicted model, not a curated record